AACUAAUUUUCAUUUUUUCUCAUUCUCUCUUUCAGCCUGUGGUGUGUGUGUGUCUGUGUGUGUGUGUGUGUGUGUGUGUGAGAGAGAGAGAGAGAGCGAGAGAGAGAGACAGAGAGAGACCGUGUGUUUCGAUAGAGAGCUCUUCCAUGCGACAGCCACGAAUCGCCGCCCCUGGGGGGAGGAGAGCGGCUGUCUCCGGGUGAAAGGGGUGGGCCUCCCACUGCCUUUUGUAUAAGAGGCGGACGGCCGAGGCCUGCUGAGGAUGAACGCGGCACCAUCCUGUCACUUGUCGGCAGCGUAGGAACCCCUCUCCGGAAAAUUCACGAGACGUAUAUGUGCCGCACGGCCUCGCCGCUGCAGAAGACUCGGACGAGACGCGACGCGAGGCCUCCGGUCAGCGGGCUGCAGCACAGCUGGAUUCUUGGCACCAGGAAAAAAUCCCAUCUCUAAGAGACGGCUGCAGAUAUUCUUUUUCUCACUGAUCUGUCACUUGUGCCAAAGGUGGCCGCGCAGCUUAUUACUAUUAUUAUUAUUAUUACCGUGUAAAGCAGAGCACUCGUCUCUGCUACCUUUGCCUCCCGCAACCUUUGACCCGACAUACAACCAGGAGAGCGGUGUGCCGGAGCACCAACCAUGCACUUGAAAACCAUGAAAUGGAAUCGCCUCUGUCUCAUCGGCUACACGGAGGACCAGGAGGUGUUCACCAGGCCCGAGGCCCAGGUCAGCUUCGAGGCACUGUUCCGCUCCUUCGACAGCAGUGUCACGUUCCAGUUCUUCAGGAGCUUUCGACACGUGCGCAUCAACUUCAGUAACGCGUUGGCUGCCGCAGAGGCCCGAGCGAAGCUGCACAACAGCGCAUUUAACGGCAAGGUGCUGCGCUUACAUUUCGCCCAGUACGUAUAUAUAGGAAGCCCUCGACUGGCACCCCCGAAGCCAGAUAAACAGUUCCUCACAUCCCCUCCUGCAUCACCCCCUGUGGGCUGGGAGCAGGUGCAGGACGCAACGCCCGUCAUCAACUACGACCUUCUCGGUGCCAUCUCAAACCUGGGUCCAGGUGAGAAAUACGAGCUCCACACUGGGACUGCCACCACCCCAAGUGUGGUCGUACACAUCUGCGGAGGUGACCAGCUGAAUUCUGAAGGCCAGGAGGAGGGGAAGCAAUGCCCUUCCAAAAUCAUUCAGACAAAGCUCCCUGACUACGUGCCCUCAGCCGUGCACUGAAUCUAUCCCACAGACGGCAGGUUAAAACACAGACCUCAACCCAGCAGUGGGAAGGCCUGCAACUGAGAUCCAGCUGAAAUGCUAACACUACUUACUGCCACAACAGGAGCUUUUCCAUAGCAUCUCUGCAUUUGGAUCAAAUCGGCACUAGCGAAAGGACAGUUCUUUUUUGCCGACUUACUGUUAAUACUUCUCUAUCUUGCAUGCAAAACACAAAGAUGAUGCAUGGGAUUGAAUGGAGAGGUGGGUGCUGACUGAGUGUUUCGGAUGAUGAUUCCUCACUUGCGUGACGAGAUCGUGGGAUUCCAGGAGGGGUCUGAAUGGAAUCAGGGAAAGGACUUUUGCUGGUGGUAGAUUUAUGUAUUUAUGUGACAAAUCCUAGAUGUCUGUACAGAUUACACGUUCAUUUUAAUGAAAAGCUGCAGCUGCAAAAAGAUCAGCUGAAAAUGGCAUUUAGAAAACACCUUUUUUUUAAAACAGAUCUUACUCAUACUUUCUGUACUCCACACAACAGAAGAACUUUUUAAAAUUAUUUUACACACUUUUGUACCCGCAGAACAAUUCUAGUAAGGUUCAAGUAAUGCAUUUGGAGUUCUAACUCAUUUUGUCUAAUACUAAAAAAUAAAAUAGAUGUACUGUAAAGAUGUUUAGAUGAAUAGUUUGCAUUGGAAAUGUAUGAAAACAUUUGGAUUUAAUUACUCUGUAUUUUAGAGUCUAGCAAUGGUGUGUGCAUUCUGAAACAUGUGCAAUACGCUUGAAGUAAACAGCCAAUCAGAUAAAA
Scleropages formosus (Asian bonytongue) is the source of this 2002-nucleotide messenger RNA. It is a transcript of the gene rcan1a, whose product is annotated as regulator of calcineurin 1a. The coding region runs from base 634 to 1221 and encodes 195 amino acids. Gene Ontology annotation, cellular component: nucleus; cytoplasm. NCBI's taxonomy places the organism in Eukaryota, Metazoa, Chordata, Actinopteri, Osteoglossiformes, Osteoglossidae. Gene Ontology annotation, biological process: calcium-mediated signaling. The transcript has 4 exons. The record is from RefSeq and is a predicted model, not a curated record. Gene Ontology annotation, molecular function: nucleic acid binding; calcium-dependent protein serine/threonine phosphatase regulator activity.